This is a messenger RNA of Sabethes cyaneus, 1236 nucleotides long. RefSeq lists its product as uncharacterized. The record is from RefSeq and is a predicted model, not a curated record. Lineage: Eukaryota; Metazoa; Arthropoda; Insecta; Diptera; Culicidae. The transcript has 2 exons. The coding region runs from base 1 to 1236 and encodes 411 amino acids.
AUGACAGAUUGUCAACCGGCAUCCGUCCAGAACGAUUGCGAUUUAGAAGGUGUGAAAUUCGAUAUCUCGCAAACAGAACGAAAAAAUCACUGCAGUGGACAACAGCGGAUUCAGAAUCGCGCGGCGCUGAUCAUUUUGGCUCUGGCUGCUAUUGCUGGAGCUGAGCAGUUCAAUGGUUACUUUUAUCCUAAGCCAAGCUGUCAAUUCGAAGCAGCUCAAACUGUGUACAUAACACAAACCCAAACCGACUAUCAAGUAUAUACGGAAACUGUGCAAGGCAAUUACCAGCGCGAUGAGCAAACCAUCACAGAAUAUUCGUCAAUUUAUAUUACGUCAGAGUACACCACGACCGUCCCGGUGCCUUAUACGGUAACAACAACCAAUACUUAUACUUCAACGGUGCCUGCUGGACUACCCCAAACUGUUUACAGUACAAAGACACUGCCACCAAGCGUAUCAACGUACUUCUCAACAGUAAUUCAAGCAUCUCCAGUCUAUCAAACAAUUCGAGAUGUUAGCACCGUUACACUGCCACCGGAAAUUAUUCCAGCACAAACCGUGUACAAUACAGUUUCACUGCCACCUGUCACCAAGAUCUCAACGUUUGUACAAACGGCCACUGUUUCAAAGGUUCAAACUGUUCACGACGUAGUAACCACCACCCUUCCAGCUGUAACGCUACCAGCACAAGUUAUCUACUCCACCGUUCAACUUCCUCCGCAAUACAUUACAACAACCUCUUACUACACAUCGACCACGCAGCUGGUUCAGACCUUCCGCGACACGGUUACCGCCCCACCAGUACAGCUUCCGGGACAAACCAUUUACCAAACCGUCACCCAACCUGCAAGAACUGUAACCUCGACAGUGAUAAGCGCCACUGCAACGCCUGUGUAUCGCACAAUCACCAACACUGAAACAAUUCGCCUUCCCGCUCCUCCAGCACAAUAUCAUACCAUCUACUCCACUGUGUCCCUGCCAGCUCAAAUUCAAACUCAAUACAGCGUAGCGACGACGACUCUUCGCGACGUCCAAUACAUUACUCGCACGGUGACCAACGCCAUCCCUGGAGUCCAGCAUGACGCCCAGACCAUUUACUCUACCGUGACUCUGCCGGCUGUCACCAAGACGUUCUGUGGUCCCGAGAACACCUACCUACCAGCCGCUGAAGCUAACGGUCGUGGAUUCACCGGAUUUGGUAGAGGAGUUAGUCAUCAAUUCAAUCGAUUCUUCUAA